This is a messenger RNA of Talaromyces marneffei, 2130 nucleotides long. RefSeq lists its product as uncharacterized. The transcript has 4 exons. The record is from RefSeq and is a predicted model, not a curated record. The coding region runs from base 1 to 2130 and encodes 709 amino acids. Lineage: Eukaryota; Fungi; Ascomycota; Eurotiomycetes; Eurotiales; Trichocomaceae.
AUGGCACCGCCUGAAGCUGGGAGACGGAAUCCCACUGUCUUGGUAACCGAUUCUCGAGACCAACUGCAUGCUCAACGCCCCAGUCGCCGGCCCGCGCCACCUGCCACGCGUCUCAUCACAGUCGACAACGUCCUCCAAUACGCCUCGGAUAUACCAUCAAUGCAACAACGGCGACCCAUGCAACAGCGCCCGCAGAUGAGGCCGCGAUCGCGUCUAUCGGCGUCUACUGGUAUUAUUGGCGCGUCGUCUGGGGCCAGUGCGUCGCUCGGAGGAGGAAUCGGUGGUGUCGGUGUCGGCGGCGGUGGACAUGUCAUUGGAAGUAGUGGUGGUGGUAUUGGAGGUGGAGGAACAGGCACAUUAGGCACGGCCGGUAGAUUAGCAGCUCAGGCUCGAUUGCCGUCUCGAUCGACCAAGGUCAGUGAGAAGUUGGUUCUGUUGCCGGAUCUAGAGGAUACAGAGGGAGAGACCGGUGGUCGGAUAGGUGGCGAUGGAGGAGACGAGGAUUUUCUCGUCCAGCCGGUCGAUGAAGAACUUGUUCGCAGAAUUGCGGAGGAAAGGAAUAUGGACCUCGAUACACUACGACGACGAUUACAAUUAGCAGCGCAGCAACGCCUACAGGGUGAUUUUGGAGUCGAUAAUGACCUUGCACCUUUGCUGGCCGAAGAAGAAGCAUUGAGACAGCGACUUGUGCCACCGGAAAAGGCAAAGAGUUAUGCAGAACGAUUGCCGAAAGCUCGACGAGCAGAAAAAUUGCCUCGUGUUACGGCGUAUUGUACGGCGCAGGGAUUCAAGAUGGGCGCUACGGCUUCUUUUGUUAAGGAGUGGCAUGGUGCGAGGACAAAGCUGUAUGAUGAUUGUCUGUAUACGGCGUAUCAUCUACCUUUACUCCCUGGUCGAGGCGGAUAUAGGUUACGCAGUAGUCCUGUGUUGAAAGGGGCUGGUGGGAGGGUUGUGCUGGAUGAGGAGAUUGAGCGGAAUGAGCAGAGGGAUUAUCAUGAGGAGUAUUAUGUUGAGGAGCAUGAGCACUCCGUUGGUGGGCAAGGGAAUCAAAACAACGAGUCUGAAGCGAGUGACAGGAACCAGAAUGAUCAUAAAUCAGAUUCACAAGAUACAGCCUCUAGAACUGACAAUCAACCUGCCAGCAGCGAACAACAGACAGAUUCAAAACCUCGCCAAGGGCAUAAUCCUCCUCCCACGACAUCGUCGUCGACAACGCCGACAACGAACCAUCGGCGAAUACCGUCAAAUGUGUUCAACUACGCCGAGAUGUUCGUCUUUAGCUACGGAGUUGUCGUAUUCUGGAACUUCACCGAACGACAAGAGAAAGACAUUCUCGCAGAUUUGACAUUUUCCUCGUCCGGCACCGGACCACAAAUCUCAUUAGCAACCCUACCACUUGCCGAAGAAGAUUUUGAAACCGAAGAGUUUCACUUCGAGUACUCGACUCAAAUCUCUCGACCUCGGGUAUACAACGACAUGAUUACGCUGCGGUCGAGAGACCACAUGAUCAAAUUGGCCAUAUCACACGGCAUAGCCCAAAGUACGAAACUGUGUUUCUUCGAAGAGGCCAUGUCAAAGGAGAUGACGGAAGCGAAGGACGUGCCGCGCCGACUUGCCAUGACGGGAACAUUAGGCAUGAAACGUGAGGAAGUGUUCAGAAUAUUGGGUCGACUGUUUAAAAGUCGUGUUGAGGUCAAUUUGUCAUCGAAUAUGUUGGAUGUGCCCAACUUCUUUUGGGAGUCUGAACCAACCCUCUACCCUCUGUACAUCGCCGUACGAGAAUACCUCGAAAUCAAACCACGCAUCCAAGUCCUCAACGAGCGUUGUAGAGUUUUCCUCGACUUGACCGAGAUCUUGUCUGAUUCUAUAGCAGACAAUACCGAGUCACACCAAACCUGGAUCAUCAUCAUCCUGAUCAUAAUCUCAAUCCUCGUCACCACAAGCGAGGUCUUUCUCCGUUUCGGCAUAUUGUCUAGUAACCAUGCAAUCGAGAAUCCGGCGGGUCCAUCAUUCGUCUCUACCUUGAUGAUGAAUAUGCUAGGACGCGGUGGUUCUUCAUCAUCGGCGGCAAUGAGUACACUGCAUUCGUCAGGGACAUGUGUUUGUCCGACGUUUAAUUCUAGUGUUUAA